AUGAUAUAUAAGGAACUGUAUAAGGAACACUUACAUAUUCACGGGCACGCUUGCUACGCAUCCCUCAACAGGAUUAUUUUCAGAAGGAUUAUCUGUAGUCACUAUGCUGUACUUAAAGCAAAUUUUCGUCCUGUUUCUACUGCUAUGCACUCUACGUACUUCAUACGAGUGCGGCAGAAAAAACCGAAAGGUAGAAUGCAAGACCAGGGUCACUAUGCUGUUCUUGAAGCAAUUUUUCAUCCUGUUUCUGUUGCUCUGCGCCUUACGUCCUUCACACGAGUGCGUGCCUACCUAACACGAUUUGGUGAAUGAGUGCGUCGACAAUUGCCUGGCCACACGUCCUCAUAAGACUGUUCGGGCCUGUAAAGAAAAGUGCGAAAAAGAAAUCUGGAAACCAUACUGAUAUUUCCGUUACCUAUGCGGAGUUGUUCCCCGAAAAGAAGAAGCUCCUACAAGUGAAAAUAAAAUCGUUCAAC
Molecule: messenger RNA, 476 nt
Organism: Cylicocyclus nassatus
Lineage: Eukaryota; Metazoa; Nematoda; Chromadorea; Rhabditida; Strongylidae
Source: the annotation of a GenBank genome assembly